AUGAACGAUACAGACAAGUUUCAGGAGGAGUUUGAUGUUGAGCUGAUGGAAGAAAUAGGAAAACAAACGAUUUCGCAGUUUCUCGAAAAAAUUUACUACAAAGAAGAAAAAACAAAUUUCUGGGUGUCCCAAAUUUUGGACACAACCUUGAAGGAGUUGUCUAAAUUAAACAAGCCAUUUAAAUAUGUUGCUACCUGCAUAUUAAUGGAGAAAAACGGAUCCCCUCUAACAACAUCGAAUGUUUGCUUAUGGGACGAAAAUUCAGACGGCCUCUGUAGUGUUCAGAUGGGCAAUGAAACAUUGGACUGUAUUCUUUGUAUAUAUGCAAUAAAAACAUGA
Plasmodium malariae is the source of this 339-nucleotide messenger RNA. RefSeq names its product dynein light chain, putative. Bases 1 to 339 code for a protein of 112 amino acids. The transcript is spliced from 5 exons. Lineage: Eukaryota; Apicomplexa; Aconoidasida; Haemosporida; Plasmodiidae. The record is from RefSeq and is a predicted model, not a curated record. Gene Ontology annotation, cellular component: cytoplasm; cytoplasmic dynein complex. Gene Ontology annotation, biological process: microtubule-based movement. Gene Ontology annotation, molecular function: dynein intermediate chain binding.